AGGAACAUUAUCUCUUCCCUAGACAUUUGGAGAAUGUCAUUUAACUGGGUACUCCUGCUGCACUUCAAAUUCAACAUGUUUGGUGCUUGGAUCUUAUUGUUUCCUCUCCUGUUAGGGGCGAGGGCGUUCAUGAUCCACAACACCCAGAGCAGCUUGUGUUUGGAGGAAUCGGCAUCUACAGGCGAAGUCCUGCUGAAGAACUGCAACCUGGACUCCGAGUCCCAGCAGUGGAUCUGGACUGAUCGGGGCAUGCUGAUGUGUGUUAUGUCAUCCAGAUGUCUGUCAGCCCUGCAAAAAGAGCCUGUUCAGACUCUGCCCUGCAGGGGGUCGGAGGUAGAUGCGACGGCGACAUUGUGGGACUGUGACAGGGGCCGGCUGAUCAGCGGGAACAAUUCUAUGCUGCUGUCAAUAGAUGGCUGGCGUCUGGUUCUCACCCAUGACAGCAAACUCUCAAAGUGGAAAUCUCUGGAUGAGGGGGACAUCUGCCAGGAAAAGCUCAGAUCCAGGAGGGCUUCUGAUGAUCCAAAAGAGUUUGAGGUUGCAGAGAAGCAGACAGGCGAUGAGGCGGCCAUGACCGAAGAACAGAGGGAAUACCUCCGCUGGUACUAUCGCAGUGAGGACCCAACCAUAUGGACAUUUGUGCUGCUGGGACUGGCCUUCGUCUGUCUUCUGAUUGGUUUUCUGCUGCUGGGAAUGGGAGCCAUGGCCAACAAGAACAGAAAGAAGAUUGCAAAGUACAAGGCAGCUGCCGCUCUGUCUCAGAAAGGUGAGGAGCUGCUGGUAAUGUCACCGCUCAGAGAUGACAGCAGCUGCAAACCAUCGCCAUCACUUGACAGGCGGAUGACGGGAAGCAACGGGGACGUGAGCGAGCUCAAAGCGGGAGACAUCGUGGUCACAUGGAAAGACGGCAACGCGUCCGCCUUGUACUCGGAUCCCGCGGCAGAGGAGAAGAAACAGGAGCUGGAUCAGGAGGAGGAACCGGAGGAGCUACCAGCAGCUGAGCUGGAGCCUGAUGUGGCAGUGAAGAUGAUGGAGUGAAGAUUCUCACAGCAGGUGUGAAUAAUGUCAGCCUGUAACACAGCAUGCUCCUCCAGAAGCAGCAGUUAGCAGAUUCCAUGUCAUGCGGGGAAACCCUUCGCCACCCACUGCUCCACCGUGUGAUUUAUGUUCAACAUUGACGGACUGCUAAGACCAUGAAGUUACAAAGCAUUCGGCCUGUAAAACCUGCUGACUCCUCACAUUCACAGCAGCCCGACAGUGCAACAGAUUAAGCAAUCUAAUCAAUCCCUGAAAACGUUAUGUCCACAUUCACUGGAAGGGUCGAAGGGCCCAAAACAUGCCAUUAGUUUGAAUGUAGGCACAAUGUUGAGUGUGAGUUUUGUCACGUGAGGUUUAUUAUACCUUUAUGACUAAAAUACGACAUGAACUGUGUAUUUACAUGCAAUGUUUUGUUGAAAAAAAAUAAAACAUUUGGAAUUUGAAA
Pseudoliparis swirei is the source of this 1483-nucleotide messenger RNA. RefSeq names its product solute carrier family 51 subunit beta. Gene Ontology annotation, biological process: bile acid and bile salt transport. Bases 34 to 1038 code for a protein of 334 amino acids. Lineage: Eukaryota; Metazoa; Chordata; Actinopteri; Perciformes; Liparidae. Gene Ontology annotation, molecular function: protein heterodimerization activity; transmembrane transporter activity. The record is from RefSeq and is a predicted model, not a curated record. The transcript has 6 exons. Gene Ontology annotation, cellular component: plasma membrane.